AUGCCAUGGCUGAAGAGACAUCUAACUAACUAUGCAAACAUGCCCAUUCUUCCAACAGUGCUUCGUGUUUUAAAGCUCAUUGAAUGUGUUAUCUGCCUUGAUGUCUUCAAGUUGUCUGCCUUGAUAAUAGUUAUUCAAAUUAUCCUCCUUAAUUAUUCAAACCAAAGUCGCUUUUUUUUUUUUAUCUCUCUCUUGCAAUCCUCGCUGAGUCAGCAUAUCAACGCCCUUUUCGACUCUUUUUCUUUUGCUAUCAAAAACGACAAAAACGACCGAACUGCGAGACGACGACGGAGACGACGAAGGGCGGCAAAAAGGAGCGACAAAAGAAGCGACAAAAGGACCAGAGAGAGCGACGGGAUGCCUCCCUUCCAGUCGAAGAAGUUCCGACCUUCGACGACGGCCGCCUCGUCGCUGGGCGAGCGCCUGGGAGCGCGGUACCGGGCCAACCUGUCUCGACACCCCUUCUUGCUCUUCGGGCUUCCGUUCGUGAGCGUGAUGGUGGCGGGCUCGUUCUUCCUGACCCCGGCGACGGCGCUGCGCUACGAACGACACGACCGGCGGGUGCAGCAGCUGGGCAAGGAGGAGGCGAUGGCCCUGGGGCUGCGCGGCGCGGACGAGGACGCCAGCCAGGUGCGCCGGAACCCGCGGCGGCGCAUCCUGGGCGACGAGCGCGAGGAGUACUACGUAUGCUACCCUACCUUCUCUACUGCUUGUGUGAAUCCUGGCUGA
Trichophyton benhamiae CBS 112371 is the source of this 729-nucleotide messenger RNA. RefSeq lists its product as uncharacterized. NCBI's taxonomy places the organism in Eukaryota, Fungi, Ascomycota, Eurotiomycetes, Onygenales, Arthrodermataceae. The record is from RefSeq and is a predicted model, not a curated record. The coding region runs from base 1 to 729 and encodes 242 amino acids. The transcript is spliced from 2 exons. Gene Ontology annotation, biological process: mitochondrial respiratory chain complex IV assembly. Gene Ontology annotation, cellular component: mitochondrial inner membrane.